AUGACAGCUUCCAACCCUUCUCAACUGGCUUGCCUCAACGACGCUGACGGUCCAGAAGACUACGACGAUGAAGACUACAACCAAGAUGUGGAAUCCGUCGCCUACUCGAAUGCCGGCACGAACGUCACUGACUUUGGCACCAAGAAUCUGCAAAAAGAAGAACGUGAGACUCUGGCCAAGAAGGAGAGCCAAGCAGUCAGCAUCAUCCGUAUUGUUGUCUAUCUUGUUGUGAUUCUCGUUGCCGUCACAGUGUCCCUCCUGAUCUACUUUUAUACCAAGAAUGACCAGCAGCAAGACUUUGAAGUGGGGUUUGCCGCCUAUGCCAUGAAGGUGACAGAGUCCUUCUAUGACUCGGUGGAACGCAAAAUUGGAGCCAUUCAUUCCAUGUCCACUCAGAUUACAUCCUAUGCAGUCAGCACUGGAGCAAGCUUCCCCAACGUCACUAUUCCUCACUAUGAACUUCAAGGAGCCAAUGCCCGCAUCCAGGCUGCUGGUGUCAUCCUGUACUUCCUGCCUCUUGUCACGGAUGAAAACAGAGCCGGAUGGGAAGAGUAUGCAGCUGCCAACCGGCACUGGGUCAUGGAGGCCUUUGGCAAAGAGAUUGCAUGGAAGAAUGCACAAGAUGCCAAGUUUGGACUCGGGACCUUUGAACAAGUCAGUGGUGAGGGGAAAGAAGAUGGAGGCAGCAGGAUGCUCCAAAAAACCGGCACAGAUGCAAAUGCACUCGAACAAGUCACACUGGAAGAUGGCUACAACGUUCGUGUAUUUGGGAGCUCUGGUGGAACCCCACAGCCACUUAAUUCUGGACCUUUCUUGCCAUUAUGGCAACUGACUCCUGUUCUGCCCAUUAUAAAUUUCAUGAACUUUGAUAUGUCGAACCACUCAGCGGUGGCAGCUUCUCUCGAUGCUGCCGUUGACAGUCAUCAGAUCGUCAUGAGUCAAGCCCAUGACUUGAAGGACCCAAAUGAUGACACGAAUGAAUCUGAGAGUCUCUACAAUGCUUUCCUGGAGGCUGGCCAAUAUCGUCAUGACGCAGAACUGUUUGAGGGUGAUCCCACCACCAACCUUCUCUAUCCUGUCUUUGACUCCUUUGGUCCCAAUCGCACCCUUGGUGGACUCUUGAUGACUUCUUUAUACUGGAGGUUGAACUUUGAUGAGAUAUUGCCAGACACUGCCAAGGGGAUCACCGUUGUGUUGGAGAACUCACUGAAUCAGAGCUUUACCUAUAGAAUUGAUGGCCCUCAUGUUACCUUCCUGGGCCCCGGAGACAGGCAUGAUCCCCGAUAUGACUCCAUGGUUGUGUCAGAAGAUGUCACUGAGCAUCUGCAGGCAAGGGCUGGUCCCGAGAAUCAAGGGUUUGACGCAGCUGAUCUUAAUGCUGAACACUGCAGGUACAAGCUAUCCGUUUACCCUUCCCAAGACACAGAAGAUGAAUAUGUGAACAACGAGCCCAUCAUCUUCACCCUUAUUGUGGCUGGAGUGUUCCUGUUCACAUCCUUAGUCUUCAUUCUCUAUGAUUGGUUGGUGGCACGGCGGCAAAGGAUUGUCAUGGACAAGGCUGUCCAAUCAACUGCCAUUGUCUCCAGUCUGUACCCCAAGCAGGUCAGAGAUCGCAUGUUCGAACAAGAACGAAAUGAUACUUCCAAGCAGGACAAUCAGUGGAGGCGCUCUGUUGAGAAAGAAUCAAGAGUUGACAAACUUGCCUCCUUGAAUGAUUCCAUCAAAUCAGACACCCCGAUUGCUGACUCCUAUGAAGCUUGCACUGUUUUAUUUGCUGAUUUGUCUGGGUUCACAAAGUUCUCUGCCUCCCGAAAACCAGAAGAUGUUUUCUAUCUCUUGGAAACGCUCUAUCAGGCCUUCGACAAGAUUGCCACGAGAAGGAAAGUCUUCAAAGUGGAAACGAUCGGCGAUUGUUAUGUAGCCUGUACUGGUCUUCCCGAGGCUCAACCCAAUCAUGCUGUUAUCAUGAUUAAGUUUGCAAGAGACUGCUAUUCAAAGAUGAGCCAGCUGUUGCCUCUCCUGGCAGAGAAGUUGGGGCCUGAUACUGAAACACUUUCCUUCAGAGUGGGUCUCCACAGUGGACCUGUUACAGGUGGAGUGCUUCGUGGUCAGAAGUCCCGCUUCCAGCUUUUUGGUGAUACCAUCAAUACUGCCUCCAGGAUGGAGAGCCUUGGGAUUGCUGGCAGGAUCCAUAUUUCUCAAGCCACUGCUGAUGAGUUGACCAGCAAGGGAUUUGGAAGAUGGGUGGUGCCCAGGGAAGACAAAGUGGAAGCCAAGGGCAAGGGGGAAAUGCAGACAUACUUUGUGAGUGUGCAGGAUGCUGCCAAGAGCUUUGACACAACUGUAUCAGUGGACACCUUUAUGGCGAAUGAAUCCGCUACAUUAGAUGAGAGUGAUCAACGCCAAGAUUCUUCAUGCGUUGAGAAUCGUCUAGGGAACCAGUCUCCUCUUGCUCCGUGUCCAGAAGCGAGCAAUGAUGCGUCUGCGAUGUUGAAGACGGAUAUUGAGAUCUGA
Molecule: messenger RNA, 2514 nt
Organism: Seminavis robusta
Lineage: Eukaryota; Bacillariophyta; Bacillariophyceae; Naviculales; Naviculaceae
Source: the annotation of a GenBank genome assembly